Kickxella alabastrina is the source of this 297-nucleotide messenger RNA. RefSeq lists its product as uncharacterized. The record is from RefSeq and is a predicted model, not a curated record. Gene Ontology annotation, cellular component: Golgi membrane; Ric1-Rgp1 guanyl-nucleotide exchange factor complex. The annotation marks the transcript as partial. Gene Ontology annotation, biological process: retrograde transport, endosome to Golgi. Lineage: Eukaryota; Fungi; Kickxellomycota; Kickxellomycetes; Kickxellales; Kickxellaceae. The transcript has a single exon.
UUUUCGCUAUCGCAGGACGAGCGCGCGCUGGCGUCCGUGUGGCUGCCCAAGCGGGCGUACCAGCUGGGCGACAUGGUCUCGGGAAAAGUCAAUCUGUACAGCGGCUCGAUCAACGUGUAUCACAUCAGUAUCUGGCUAGAGAGCGUCGAGGCCAUUGGCGGCCAGUUCGCCAGCUACGAGCCGGGCCAAACCGAGGCGCUGACCCGCAAGAUUUUUGCCGAACACCACGGGUUUUGUCGCGGAAACAGCACGCUGGGGUUCUCGCUUGCAACGUCGCCGUCGUCAGCCUCCAGCUUU